Messenger RNA from Cornus florida, 696 nucleotides. Its product is annotated as cytochrome P450 71D11-like. The transcript is spliced from 3 exons. Gene Ontology annotation, molecular function: monooxygenase activity; iron ion binding; heme binding. The record is from RefSeq and is a predicted model, not a curated record. Lineage: Eukaryota; Viridiplantae; Streptophyta; Magnoliopsida; Cornales; Cornaceae. Bases 1 to 696 code for a protein of 231 amino acids.
AUGGAAGCUACCUUUAAUAGGAAACAUUCAUCAAUUUGUCGGAUCUCUACCCCAUCACCGCCUAAGAGAUUUGGCGAUGAAAUAUGGACCUCUGAUGCACCUGCGACUCAGACAACUUCCUAUUGUUGUGAUUACUUCAGCAGAAUUUGCCAAAGAGAGCUUCUAAGUGCCAAGCGUGUCCAAUCAUUCCGACCCAUCAGGGAAGAAGAGGCCUUGAAUUUGAUCAAAUCUAUUUCGACCCAUAUAGCUGGAUCUCUCAUCAAUCUCACUGAAAAGCUUUUCUCCAUGACAUACAACGUUGUUUCUAAGGUCGUCAUUGGUAAAAAAUUUCAUGGUAAAGAAGAAUUCUUAUCACUUAUCAGGGAUACUAUGGAGGUAGCAGGAGGUUUCAAUGUUGCCGAUCUCUUUCCUUCAGUUAAAAUACUUGGUUGGAUAAGUGGGCUGAGGCCUAGAGCUAAGAAUAUUCAUCGAAAAAUUGAUGAGAUAUUUACUAACAUUAUUGAUGAACAUAAAGCUAGAGAUGGUAAGGUUGAUUGCGAAGAUCUGAUAGAUGUACUUUUAAAAGUUCAGGAGAAGGGUAACCUUAAUAUCCCGUUAACUAUGACAAAACUCAAGUCAGUUCUCAUGGACAUAUUCACUGGAGGGAUUGAGACAUCAUCCUCAACUGUAAUCUUUGGGAAAUGUCAGAAUUGCUGA